ACGUAGUUCAUCACGAGAUAUUGAAAUAUGUAAUCUGAAUCAGCUGUCGUCGCAAUGUUAAACGUAAAUAGAGAAGUGUACAUUUAAGCACCGAAAAUAUUUUUAAAAUGAGGUUUUAUUCAAUCAGUAAUAAACUUUUACCUAAAAGUUUUGUAAUUUAUAUUAUAAUUUUCGGUUUUGAUGUGUGGACUAUUGUGUCAAAUGCGCAAGAAGUUUCUAACCUCACAUUAAAUGGUAAAAAUAAUGUAUCAAGAGAUUCCACGCCAACGAACUUAAAUACUAAUGUAUCAAUAGAAUUACAUACAUUCGAAAACUCUGACAACAAUAAUUUAAAAUUGAAUACUACAGCUGCAAGUAUAAUAAAUACAUCUCAAAAUGUAUCUACAACUUCAAUUCGACCAGAUCGUGAUAAUCAAACAACAGAGAAGAUUAACACAGUAUCUACAAGCACUGUUAACGAUAAAACUGGAAACAACAUGUCAGAUUUCACAAUUUCUUCACAAAGUCCAGACAUUAGCAACACAACAAAUACAAGUACAACAACAGUUGUACCAGCAGAACCGGUAUUACCAGAUAAGGGAUCCGCAGAAGAAGAACAUAACAGUUCUAUGUCCAUAUUUUUCGUCCUUUGCGUUUUAGCUUUAGGCAUUUUACUUAUACAUCUUAUGCUACAAACAAAUUUUCAAUAUCUACCAGAGUCAGUAGUAAUUGUUUUCUUGGGAGGAGCUAUUGGUAUGAUUAUAAAUCUUAUGUCAAAUCAAAAUAUUGCGAAUUGGAGAAAAGAAGAAGCAUUUUCUCCAACUGCAUUUUUUCUUGUACUCCUCCCACCUAUUAUAUUUGAAUCAGGAUAUAAUUUGCACAAAGGAAAUUUCUUUCAGAAUAUUGGUAGUAUUUUAGUGUUUGCUAUAUUUGGAACAGCAAUAUCUGCAUUUGUUAUUGGAGCUGGAAUUUAUUUGUUGGGAUUAGCGCAGGUAGCAUACAAACUUAGUUUUGUUGAAAGUUUUGCAUUUGGAUCAUUGAUAUCAGCAGUUGAUCCUGUUGCUACUGUAGCUAUAUUUCAUGCCUUAGAAGUUGAUCCAGUAUUAAACAUGUUAGUUUUUGGUGAAUCUAUAUUAAAUGAUGCCAUUUCAAUUGUAUUAACUACAUCUGUACUGGAAUCUAAUAAUGCAACAACUACCAGUGAGGCCAUUAUACUUGGUUUAAAUAGAUUUUGUCUUAUGUUUUUUGCCUCUGCUGGCAUUGGAGUUGUUUUUGCUCUCAUAAGUGCAUUAUUACUUAAACAUGUGGAUCUUAGAAAAAAUCCUUCUCUUGAAUUUGGACUUAUGUUGGUAUUUACUUAUGCACCUUAUGUUUUGGCAGAAGGCAUACAACUAUCUGGUAUUAUGGCAAUUUUAUUUAAUGGAAUUGUAAUGUCACAUUAUACACAUUUCAAUUUAUCAACUGUUACUCAAAUUACAAUGCAACAAACUAUGAGAACUUUAGCAUUUAUUGCUGAAACUUGUGUAUUUGCAUAUCUAGGAUUAGCUUUAUUUAGUUUCAGACAUAGGGUUGAACCAGCACUGAUUAUAUGGUCUAUAAUUCUAUGUUUGAUUGGUAGAGCUGCAAAUAUUUUUCCUUUAGCUUUUCUUGUAAAUCGUUUUCGAGAACAUCAGAUUACUAGGAAAAUGAUGUUCAUAAUGUGGUUUAGUGGUUUACGUGGUGCUAUUUCUUAUGCUUUAUCAUUACAUUUGGAUUUUAGCGAUGAAACACGACAUGUAAUUAUAACCACUACAUUAAUUAUUGUACUGUUUACAACACUAAUAUUUGGUGGUUCUACUAUGCCAUUACUGAAAUUUUUAAGAGCAGAAAAGAAACAAAAGAAUAAUAGUAGAAGGAAAAGGAAAGAUAAAGAAGUGUCACUAAGUAAAACUAGAGAAUGGGGACAAACAAUAGAUUCUGAACAUUUAUCAGAACUUACAGAAGAAGAGAUUGAAGUAUCUUUUCUUCAGUCUCGUAUUCGUGGUUUUGCAAGAUGGGAUCUUAAAUUCUUUAUUCCUUUUUUUACAAGGAGGUUUACACAACAAGAAUUAAAAGAUUGUAAAUCUCAAAUGACAGAUUUAACAAAUCAAUGGUAUCAAGCCAUUCGAAUUAGUCCAAUGGAAUCAGAUGAUGAAGUAACUGCAUCAACAGCACAACUAAAUAUUAAUUUAUCCGUGGAAAAUCAGAGUCAGAUACAUGGAAAACAAAGCAAAAGACGUCCAAGUCACGGAAAAAAAUAUAUUAUUAAAAAAACUCUUAUCUGUUAGCUUCAGCGAGUAGCUUAUGGUUGUUGUAUAGAUACAAAAAAUGAAUGGUGAUGAAGAUCAUAUGGCAUCUAAACAUUUGUUUUGCUGUCAAAGCUUAUUGUUGGUGAGGGGUUAUAUUUUAUAUGCAUCAAGAUUUCGAAAAAUUAACAAAUUUACAAUUAAUUUACAGAGAGGACGAGGAUUGGUCUGAUUAAUGGUCAAAUAAAUUUAGUUUCAAGUAAAUUAUAGAUAAAUUUAUGAGUGUCUCAUCAGUCAAUAUUAUUGCACCAGAAAGUAUUGCAAAUUUAUAUUAUAGAAAUUAAUAUUGGACAAGUAUACAAAUGACAAAUUCUUAUAUUAAAGAUGAUACAGUUGAUCA
Messenger RNA from Frieseomelitta varia, 2643 nucleotides. RefSeq names its product sodium/hydrogen exchanger 8 (gene Nhe1). Lineage: Eukaryota; Metazoa; Arthropoda; Insecta; Hymenoptera; Apidae. The transcript has 5 exons. The coding region runs from base 108 to 2285 and encodes 725 amino acids. Gene Ontology annotation, molecular function: sodium:proton antiporter activity. The record is from RefSeq and is a predicted model, not a curated record. Gene Ontology annotation, biological process: proton transmembrane transport; regulation of pH; sodium ion transport. Gene Ontology annotation, cellular component: Golgi apparatus; membrane.